This is a messenger RNA of Triplophysa dalaica, 7014 nucleotides long. It is a transcript of the gene nup210, whose product is annotated as nucleoporin 210. Lineage: Eukaryota; Metazoa; Chordata; Actinopteri; Cypriniformes; Nemacheilidae. Gene Ontology annotation, cellular component: nuclear pore. Bases 421 to 6054 code for a protein of 1877 amino acids. The record is from RefSeq and is a predicted model, not a curated record. The transcript is spliced from 40 exons.
UUAAUAGUGAGCAUAUGGCGGGUAUUUUCAUGCGGCUAAGUGUGUUCAAACAUUUUCUGUAACAUGCUGUAACUUUUCGCUUCUUUUGCUGAUAUAACUUAGCGUUUUAUUAUUAAUAACAACUUUUUGUCUUAUUUGAAAAUGUGAAGUACAUGAGUCUGUUCAGAGCUAAUAAUGAAAGUAAAAACCCGCGUAUGUUACUGUAGGUCUUGUCAUGCACGCGCUCCAUGUGACUCGUUUGAACUGAUACUUUGGGUCAAAGGCGUGUUUUGUGAAUAUACUGCUAUAUUUGUUGCACCUUUUUAAAAAAUAUUUCGGAGAUGUGGCGGAAAGUCGAAACCGGCGGACACAUUGUGAAGUCGUAAAUAAUAAACACUGGAAAUAAAAGUAAAGGGCGAAUUUCGUUUCUGUUCUGUGAUAAUGGCAAAGAGUCGCUUGCUUGUGGAGGGUCUCGCUAUCGUGCUGUUCGCAUGCAGUCUCGCUCAAGCUGCGAAACUCAAUAUCCCGAAAGUUUUAUUACCUCUUUCAAGAAGCACAAAAAUUAAUUUCACACUGGAAGCAACCGAAGGGUGCUAUCGAUGGACAUCCAACAGGCCAGAGGUCGCCAGUAUAGAGGCUGUGGAUGUAAAUGAACAUCAAUGCUCCCAGAGGGCCGUUCUGCAGGCCCGCUCGACUCAGCUGUCCAGACUGACCAGUAUUAUACUUGCCGAGGACAUCUCAACAGGACAGGUGCUACGUUGUGAUGCAAUAGUGGAUGUGAUUAGUGAGAUCCAGAUUGUCUCCACUACGCGAGAACUUUUCUUGGAGGAUUCUCCACUGGAGCUCAAGAUUCAUGCGCUUGAUUCAGAAGGAAAUACCUUCAGUACUCUCGCCAGUCUGUUGUUUGAUUGGACUAUUGUAAAAGAUGCAAAAACGUCAGGUUUCCCUGAUUCCUACAACUCACUGCGAGUUCUGCGUUUUGCAGAAUCAGCGUACACUCCUCCAACCUACAUCUCUGAGAUGGAGCGAGUAGGACAUCAGGGAGAUAUCAUCCUGGUUUCAGGAAUCAAAACGGGACAUGCUAAGCUCAAAGCCAAAAUACAAGAAGCUCAUUAUAAGGACGUUGGUGCUGCUGAAGUCAAAUUACUGAUUCUUGAAAACGUUUUCCUAAAUCCUGCUUAUGAUGUGUAUCUGCUCGCUGGCACAUCCAUCAAAUACAAAGUGCAGAAAAUCCGUCAGGGAAAGAUCACAGAGCUGUCCAUGCCAUGUGACCAGUAUGAGCUAAACCUCCAAAACAAUGCAGUCACGCCUGAUGGAAACCCAGAGGUCCCUGUGGCAAACUUAGAGCAGAGCAUCUCGACAGUGUUUGCCGUUCAGCACGGUCAAACCAACAUCGUGCUGGACCACAAAAGUCUGGGAAUGCAGGGAGUUUCUCGUCUCCCUAACAGCACUAUAUAUGUGGUGGAGCCUGGAUACUUGGCGUUUAAGAUUCAGCCGGAGGAACGCUGGGUACUUGAGACGGAAAGAACAUACGAAAUCUUCAUUGAAGUGUUUGAUAAGUCAGGCCACAAGAUUCAUCUGUCUGAUAAUAUUCGUAUAGAAACAACGUUCCCUGUGGAUUACUUUGAAGUUCUGGAGUCGUCCCUCAACGGAUCUUACCACUAUGUGAAAGCGUUGAAGAAUGGUCAAACUAUUAUUGACGGCACGCUAAAAGCGGUCAUUGAUCAAGCAGGCAGCGUUCAUCUUCUCACUGUUCCCGUGCGUAAUGAGCAGGAUGUUGAAAUCUACAACCCCAUAGUGCUCACACCUGCCAUCCUCACAUUUCCAUGGCAACCUAAAGAGGGGGCAUACCAGUAUACCAUCAAGGCAACUGGCGGAAGUGGAAACUUUAGCUGGUCGUCCACUAAUGCAGCGGUUGCCAUGGUAACAGUGAAAGGACUAAUGACAACUGUCAGAGAUGUUGGUGUCAGCUCAAUCUAUGCCCAUGACAUGAGAAACCAGCUGCACUACGGAGACAUGAAGGUGUAUGUUAUUGAGCCGGUGGGGAUGGAGUUUAGCCCUUGUGCUGUAGAAGCUCGCGUGGGGCUCAGUCUUAAUCUUCCACUGCGGAUCUUUGGUCAACUGAACGGAGAGAGAGUGACUCUCAGUGACUGUUCACACUUUGACAUGCAGGUGGAGAUGGAGAGUGUGGGCAUCUUCCAACUGCUGGAGGGGAGACUAGCGCCAGGACAGACCCACUGCAGUGGAGUAAGAGUCAAGGCCUUGACUCCUGGAUACACUGACCUUCUGGUUAGUUACACCCACAGCAACAUCCACCUCAGUGCAAAGAUCACCAUUGCUGCCUACCCACCACUCAAGGUGAUUGACCCUGUGUCCGUUGUGACGCUGGGCUCCUCUAAAGACAUGACUUUUGAAGGCGGCCCUAGACCAUGGGUGCUAGAGCCUUCUAAGUUCUUCCGAAACCUGACGGCUGAAGACCACAACAGUGUGACUCUGUCCCUUUUGGGACCAGCCUCUCGAACCUACUCCAGACAUCUGAUCAGAGCCACAUGCCGUUAUUUGAGAGAGCAGGUUUUGGCCAUGACUGUUGGUAACCAGCCCACUGUGACAAAUCCCUUCCCUGCCGUGGAACCAGCCGUGGUAAAGUUUGUGUGUGCACCUCUGUCACGUCUCACGCUGAGCCCCAUCUACACGAGGCCUCGGCUGGACGUGUCCUGCCCGCUGUUGCAGCAAAACAAACAAGUGGUGCCAGUUUCUAAUUAUCACAACCCAGAGCUGGACGUGGCAGCUUUUGACCACCAGGGCAGGAAGUUUGAUAACUUCAGCUCUUUGAGUCUCAUUUGGGAUUCGUCUAAAGUGUCUCUAGCGAGCAUCGAACCGACAAUGCCUAUGCAGUUAUACUUACACGAGGACGACGUCAAGCAGAAAAAACUUCAUGGACGUCAAACCGUUCUUGUGCAUCGUGAAUCAGGCAUCGCCGCCAUCACGGUAACAGCUGUGGGCUAUCAAACAUCUCAUCUGGAGGCAGCAGCUGUUUUGAGAGGGUUUGAUCCUCUGAGCCCAGUCUCUGCCACGCUGGAUCUUCUGUUAGUGGAGGAUGUAAGAGUGACCCCUAACACCAUCACCAUAUACAACCAUCCUGAUAUAAGGGCUGAUCUGACUCUGCGAGAAGGCUCAGGUCAUUUCUAUGUAAAUGCCAGUGUCAAGGGAAUUGCAGAUGUCACGUUUCAGGAGUUCCAGGGGAUUGCUCAGGUGGUUCCCUUGCAGGCGGGGGUCUUGCAAGUAAUGGUCCAUGACCUCUGCUUGACCUUUCCUUCCCCUGCCAUUGCUACAGUACACAUUGCUGAUAUUCUGGAGGUUGUCGUGCGUGUCGUCGACAAGGUAGAGAUUGGCAAGUCAGUCAAAGCAUAUGUUCGGGUGUUGGAUGGUAACAGAAAGCCUUUCCAGUCCAAAUAUUUCUCUGUCAUGAAUCUCCAGUUGAGACCAGCAUCAUCUAUAAUCUCUUUACAAGCUUUGUCAGAUUCCUCGGAGGAGGACACAGCCGCAUUUCUGGUCAAAGGUCUGGUGAUCGGACAGACCAGUGUGUCCGCUACGGUGACGGAUAAAAACGGCAGAAAAAUAAUUUCUGUUCUCCAGCAAAUAGAAGUCUUUCCACCUUUCAGGCUGCUGCCCAGGAAGGUCACUCUUAUAAUGGGAGCAAUGAUGCAGAUCACAUCAGAGGGCGGACCACAGCCCCAGUCCAACAUCCUCUUUUCUUUGUCCCACGAGAACAUCGCCUCCAUCAACAGUCUGGGUCAUGUCCAGGGCCUUUCAGUGGGCAACAUGACCGUAACCGGCGUGGUUCAAGCAGUCGACACAGAAACAGGCAAACUUGUGGUUGUGUCACAGGAUCAAGUGGAUGUUGAGGUUGUCCAGCUGAAAGCCAUUCGAAUUAGAGCUCCCAUUACCAGAAUGAAGACCGAAACCCAGAUGCCAGUUUAUGUGAUGGGACUGACCAGCACUCAGACGCCUUUCUCUUUUGGUAAUGCUUUACCGGGACUGACCUUCCACUGGUCUGUGACCAAGAGAGACAUCCUGGACAUCCACACACGCCACACAGAGGCUUCAGUCCAGCUCAGCGCAGAACACAACUUCGCCAUGAGCGUGUUUGGCAGGAGUAAAGGCCGAACAGGUCUGAGAGUGCAGGUGAAGGCCAGUGUUCCUCUCGCUGGUCACCUACAAGACAACACUCUGGAGCUCCACGAUGAGAUCCAGAUUCAGGUUUAUGAUAAACUACAGCUGCUCAACCCUGAAGUUCAAGCGGAAGAGAUUCUGAUGUCCCCAAACUCACUGGUGAAACUGCAAACCAACAGAGAUGGACUGGGGUCUUUGUCCUAUCAUGUGCUGGAGUGUCCCGACAGAACUACUCUCAUUCAGGUUGAUGAUAAAGGUCUUCUGACAUCGGGGUCUGUUACAGGAACAGCAUCACUACAGAUAAGCUCUCAGGAAACCUUUGGAGUCAAUCAAACCAUCAUUAUCGCUGUAAAGGUGGUUACUGUAUCAUAUCUGCGUGUGAGCACCAGUCCAGUGUUGUACACGUCUAACAGAGAGACUCUGUCUGCCAUCCCGCUGGGAGCUGUGCUCACCUUUACGGUUCACUUUCACGACAGCACAGGAGAGAUAUUAAACAGCCACAACACACUCCUCACGUUCUCCACCAACAGGGAGGAUUUGGUUCAGGUGGGUAAGGGUUCAUGUAACAGCACCCUGAUUGUGCGCACAGUGAACGUGGGUUUGACUCUGCUGGCAGUCUGGGAUUCAGGCCAGACUGGGCUCACAGAUUAUCUCGCUCUGCCUGUCCAACACGCCAUCCAUCCUGCUGAAGCCCAGCGGCUGGUUGUCGGGGAUGUGGUGUGUUUUUCGGCUCUGUUGGUUAAUCAGGAAGGUGUGUCAGGUGUUUGGAGUUCGUCCUCCAGUGCUCUGUUGGAGGUUGAAUCCAGGUCUGGAGUUGCUGUAGCCAGAGACACUGGAACAGUCACUGUGUACUAUGAAAUAGCGGGUCAGAUUCGCACAUUCCGGGAGGUUUUUAUUGAAUGUGCAUCUCAAACCACCGCAAUGCUUCCAUCAUCUUCAGUGAAGAGAGAGAGAGAUGGGAAGGUCCUGAUAGCAACCAGAGACGGGCGGAGCAACCUCAUUGGAAGCUGCUCUUCCUCACAGACAGACAGCAUCUCAUCGCUCCACCCAGAGUCCUCCAUCAGCUGCCACGUCCACUUCACCAGCAGCGCUGUGGAUUUCUCUGCCCGUGAUGUCUACCACACGCACACUUCCUUUGACACCAGCACAGGUUUCUACAGCUGUGUGUUGAUCUUAAAGGCCAUGAGCGAGCAGCAGGUGAAGGUGUUGAGCAUGUCUAUGACUGAUGUGGAGGUGACUGGUGCUGUGCAGGGGAGUCAAUUCAGCGGAGAUCAGACCAGCGUUCGGCUGCCUGUCAGUCCAGGAAUUUAUGCUGAUCAGACAGAAGUCAUCCUGAGUAACCAGCACCCAUCUGCUGAUCUCACCGUCUAUGGGACUGCUGGAGCUCUCCAACAACUAAAUGUAAAGAGCAGGUCUUCUGCAGUCACUGUACAGAAGAAGGAGUUUUCCCAGAGUUUCCCCAGCUAUAUAAAAUACACUAUUAGUGUGGUUAAGCCACAGGCAGCGCUGACAACAUCGCUCUCUAUAAGCAGCUCAUCCAGCGAUCAGCUUCUGCUCAUUCCUAUAACAGUCAUUCAUGUCAGCAGCUCCUCUAUGCAAGCGCAAAUAAUGGAUGCAGUAGAUGGACCUAGUAUUUUUCAACAGUUUAUAGACUCGUAUCAAGUGAUGUUCUUCACUUUAUUUGCUCUUCUGGCUGCCACAGCUGUUGUCAUCAUUGUGUGUCAUGCACUGUUUUCUCCAAGAGAUUCUGUCAGUCAUCCUGCAUUCAUUCAGAAGACCCCGCCUCCUGCAGGUGUAGCUAAACUGACUGAAAGCCCCUUCAACAACAGUAUGCCUUUGGGAACAGACACGAAGCAAAGCCCGAGAUUACGCUUGUAUUCACCUAACUACAACUCCAGAUGAAGACUAAAGAAGUGCCUUUCCAGGGAAUGAAAGAGUACACAUACUCUUAAAUGCUCGCAAUGAUAUAAUGGCUUCAUAAUCCGAAUGCAUAGAGCUGCAUAGCUAUUACAUUACGUUUUGUGCUUGUGUUUGAAUCGUUUAAGUUGCUUGUUGUGGUCUUAGUUAUUUUUUCUGUCGAUGCAACAUUCAUAUUUGGAGCCAUUUUGAUUUUUUUUUAAAUAUUAAUCAAGCUGAAUGAAGUUUUGAAUCUCAGGACAAGCUUUAUACAAGACUUCCGUUUCGGAUCACACAGUAGCGUGUUGUGAAUGGUGUGACUACUGAAUCCCCCCCGAGUGUUUGUUGAAACAAAUGGCCAGUCGUUUCAUUUUGUGAGCCACAUGUUCUAUUGAUUUUGUGGAACUACUUCAAGGAUAUCUUGAGUUGAUAUAGUGCAGCUUUUUUCAGUUAAUAAUGUGAAAGACCCAUUCAGGUUAAAUGCCUCUGAUAGUGUUUAUGAAUCUACUGAAUGGCCAGGGACCUAAGUAGCGUUUUGUCAACUCUACAGCAGGCACAGUUCUGAACACGGGUUAAUGUGUCAAUGAAGUAUCAGUCCAACAAUAGAUACUUAAUUAUGGUACAUGUUUAACUGUGAGAUCUGAUUUAAGAUGACCAUUUUGACUGAAUAAAUGUGAGCCCGAUUAAGUGUAACUUAAUUCUUCUGCCUUGAUGUACUGUAGAGCUGUAAUGUGACCCAUUGAAAUGCAAGACUGAAUAUAAUAUGGAAAUGUGUGUUUUUGUUUUUAUUUGCUGAUAUAUAUAUAUAUAUACCUCUAAUUUUUCAAUUGAAAUUCGAACCGACAUCAACCGUUUAUGUUCAGCAAGUUAAAAAUAUUUUUUUGUUGUGCUUUUAUUUACAUUAUGCAUUUUGCAGAUCAUUGUAUGAUGUUAUUUAAAAAUAUAAAUGCUUUUUAUUAAGUACCA